UCACCUGCCCCUGGGCCAUGCAUCAGCAUCACCAUCACUUAACUGCCCUCCCCACAUCCGAGCCAACGGGCCUGGAGUGGCAUCCUCGCCGGCAGCGAGCAGCCGGCCGCACGGACGACUCCGCGUGCUGCACUGCCGACGCUGGUCGCGUUCGCUCGUGGACACUUUCGGGCCGGUGCUCGGCCGGGAGGAAUGUCUGUCUUCGGCAGUCGUCGUCGAGCGCAUGGUGCGAGCUCCCCUCCGUGGCGUUUUCUUUUUUCUUAGAUGUUUCCCGCGCUCACGACGCUCGGCCACGCGAGUCUAGUCGGGCCCAUCCGUCUCACUGUCUUCGAGCGGAGCACGUGUACUCACCCCGUUCGGCACCCCGACACAUCCCGCGCCGGGACCGGAAUUCACGUUCGCGUGCCCGCACGUUCAAACUCUAAACUGGAACGUCGGCCGUUUCCCCCUUUUUUUUUUUUUUUUACCUCUGCUAGUGCUUUCGUAGAAGCUGUGAUGUCACAACCGUGUUCGGCCGUGUUAAUCCCAAAGUGACGAAGAAGCCAGAAGUAUCCUCCGGGCUUUUGUGAACCGCGGACUCGACUCGUUCUUCGCGUUCUCCCUUGGGGUGCGACUGUCGCAGUGUCGAAAAAUAUACGUACCCCCGUCUUGUGCGUCCACUCGACUCGCACUUCGCAGCUCCACCGGCAAGACACGUUUGUUCCGUUUUGUUCGGAAAUCGACGGCAGCACUCGAGGAACACGCGCUUCGCCGGUCGCCCACAGAGCGAACGAUUCCUCGACGGACGGCAAUGACGCACAAAAAGAUGACGGGAUCCUUCUGCGUCGAGUCAUGAGACAUGGAAGACGUCCUUCGAGUUUCGUGCCGCGGAUGUUUGCGCUGCCGUAGAGGACUCCGUCGCCAUGGAAACGUGCGUGCUCAUACCGCCGGAGUUCAGCCUGGUGCUGAGCACCGCGGAGGACUCUUCGAAGCGCGACAGCGACUUGGACGAGGACGACGCCGCGUCCAAGACCCAUCCGUACGACAUGAAAGUGCGACUGUGGGCCAACCAGGCCAUUCCCGCCGGCAAGGUCUUCUCUCCUGCCGAGGGCUCGGUUCGGCUCGAUCGACUGGAAGUGUACGGUUUUCUGGAUGACAAUGACGUACGUGAGCGCAGCUCCAUUUCUUUUGGCAUAUGCACAGUCGAGCGCAAAAGUUUAAGGACAAGAGUUGCCGCUAAAUUUCUUUUUCUUUUUGUCUUCUCAGUUCGCCACUCGCUGGGCUGCUACGACGAGAUCCGCGAGGUGGAGGACCGCCAGGUGCGCCACUGCAACUGGGUGCGCUUCGUGCGGCUCGCCAAGCGGCUGUCGGCGCGCGUCAACCUGGUGGCCAGACGGGCGUCGCCGCAGCUGAGGCAGGCGCCCGUGCUCUACCGCGUGCUGAGGCCCGUGCGGCCGAACACCGAGCUGGUGGCCUUCUUCGACGACGGCGCCCAAGAAGAGGCGCUCGGCAUCGCCGCCACCUCGACGCCCAAGGCGGCCGUCGCACUGGAACGCCGCCUCUUUCAGAGGACUCUGCAAGACUUCCCGCUGGACCUGUCCCAGAACCUGCUGUCGCCGUCAACGUCGACUUCGGCGUCAUCAGCGUCCCCCAGUUCGUGUCGCGCGUCGUCGUCGACGUCGUCGUCGUCUUCAGGACUUCUCCGGACGCCUGCCUCCAUCAUCUCGACGUCGACUUGCUCCUCUUCUUCGUCGCCGUCCACCUCGGAGGCCAACAACGAGAACAUUCAGCCGAACCAGGCGAGGAAAAGCAAGGAGAAGAAGCGGCGGCAGAAGUGCAUGCUCAGCUGCGAGUUCUGCACCAAGACCUUCGACCGGCCUUCCCUGCUCAGGCGACACAUGCGCACACACACGGGCGAGAAGCCCCACGCGUGCGACGUGUGUGGCAAGGCGUUCAGCACGUCCAGCUCCCUCAACACGCACCGCCGCAUCCACUCGGGCGAGAAGCCCCACCAGUGCCCCGUGUGCGGCAAGCGGUUCACGGCCUCCUCGAACCUCUACUACCACCGCAUGACGCACUCCAAGUUAAUCUGCUACUACCGGUUACCAGCAAACUAUCCCGACAACCGACAACUUGGGUCGGGAAGAAGAGUCCCGAUUAACAGUGCGUCGUGUUUUUUCUCUUCGUCCGUGCAGGAGAAGCCGCACAAGUGCCCCGUGUGCUCCAAGUCGUUCCCGACCCCGGGCGACCUGAAGACGCACGCGUACGUGCACAGCGGGUCGUGGCCCUUCCGCUGCCACCUCUGCGACCGCGGGUUCAGCAAGCACACGAACCUCAGGAACCACUUGUUCCUGCACACCGGAGAUCGGCCGCACACCUGCGACGUCUGUCACAAGACAUUUGCCCUGGCCUGCAACCUGCGGGCGCACAUGAAGACGCAUCAAGAAGGCUGUCCCCACGUCCAGUGCCAGCACUGCCGAGCCGAGUUCCCGGUGUCCAGCCGCCUGGUGGUGAACGGACAGUGCCAGCAGUGCGCGCACCAGCCCACGCUGCUGCCGCCGCCGUUGACCGUGGCGCACCAGCAGGACUUCUCGAUCCGCAGGCUCGUCAGCCCCUAGUCACCACGUGACCACGUGUUCUCCAAAUCCAGCCAUACGUGCGUGCCUCCCGCUGCAGUCUGUCCAAAAGAUGGCGCGCGGCUAACGAGCAAAGUGCUGCGCUCUAAGAGCGAGCAAGCGACCCACUCGACCCGGUUGGUUCGUUCUCUCCGCCUUCUCUACGUCAACACGUAUGCCAAGGUUCGGCAGGGAACUCUGGUCUCCGAGGAACUGUGCCGCUCGACAAUGUUCAAACGUCGGGUAUUAGCUGAAACUGUGUACAGAAAAAAAUAGGCAGUGCGUUUCUUUCUUUUUUUUUCCUACAGAGAAAGAAAAAAAGACGAGAGGGUGACGUGACGCAUUUUCACGUGCCACCCUUGUCCGUCUUGUAAAGGCCAGCGACUUCAGUGGCGAGAAGUGACCACGGUUUACACUGAACCUUCAAGGACGCGCAAGCUCGGGCUUCCCGCGCGACACGAUUGUUCCGCGCCUUGGCGGUGCCACCGGCGCUGCACAGCCGCUCACUGAGUUUUGUCAAAGCUGCCAUGUCCACUUUGUGCAAGUGGAUAUGGCAGCUUGAGUAAAGUGUGCGUCCUUUGCGUCGCCGCGCUGGGAAACGUUGUCCCUCGAAUCUCGCGUUCAUUGAGCGAAGCAAGGAUUGGACACCCUGAUCGUAAUUUGUCGUUUACUCUGAAUUUCCCGAAGUGCUUCACUGCUCCCGACAUGGUAAACGCCCGGAAUGAAAGAUUCUGCAACUGCCAUAAGUAAAAAAAAAAAAAAGAAGAGAAUAAUAUCCUUUGAUGCACUGCCUCUUCAAGUGUCGUCAGAAAAAUCUAAGCCCGAGGACAGUUCUGUCGUAACGUAACAAGACUCCAUACAACUAGCACAGCUUUGGCUAUGAAAGAGACCAAAGAACGACCGUUUUAAGUAGCUCUUUCUUUCCGGAGUUAAAUAUUGUAUAUCAAUAUACGCUCUUUAUCAUCUGAAAUCUACUUCACCCGCGUAAAUGUUGUGAGGACCACUACACUGUUGUGCGCGUGCGUAUGGUUAACAGGGUAUAUAUAAAAAAGUGUUCAUACCAUGAAUCUUUUCUCGCAUGCAUCGCAUAAAAGAAAGGAUCGCAGUACAAUGCUUGCAUAAAGGAUGCACAGUUCACCUCACGAAUGGCGGCAGGUAUUGCACGAAAAGGAAUAAACGAAGAUGACCCGUAAUGGGUAAAAAGUUUCACUGUGUAUAGCACUACGCAUACUGGACUAUUAAUUCAAGUUCUUGACCGUUCCUGCGAUGGCUAAUCUAAUACAUCGCCAUUAUAGGCACUCGUGCUUAUAGGUUUCUCGUGCCAAUUUUAUAUCCGAUAAAUUGACCACCUGCUACUACUGCGCCCGCCGUCACGCACGUAAAGGACGGGUGAAGGACACGUGAAGAGCAGCACCCCUCUUGACGAGCGUAGCUGAGGCACGGCGAAAACUUUGCGGGUAAAAAAGUCUAGUGGACGUCACGAAUUCUCGCCGAUGGCGUUCAUCGCACGCCUUCGGAAAUGCUUGUCUCCAAGACGGGUGUCGUUACGUUUGUGCAUAAGAUGUUUAUUGCACGCCUUUCUCUUACCGAACGUUCACAUGUUUUAUAUAUAUAUAGUGUAAAGCUCCAAACGUAUCCGUUCAUUUGCACAGCUGCGCCGUUUUGCACCAUGCGUUGCACGUGGCAUAAUUUUUUUUUUGUUGUUGUUGACGCACACCAUUACCCGACGUGGUAGCUGAAUGGCUAUCGCUGCGCCGCCGAGCACAAGGUCGCGGGUUCGACAUCCGGCCAAGGCGGCCGCAUUUCGAUGGAGUCGGGAUGCGAAAGACGCUUGUGUGCCGUGCAUUGGGCGCACGUUAAAGAACCCCACGAGGGGUCAAAAUUAAUCCCGAGUCAAAUAUUCAAAUCGUAAAACCCAAGCAUUUCAAUUUUUGAACCAUUACGUAUGGCAUUAUGUACGUGCAAGAUCUUCUCAAUUUUUUUUCAACGUGACACCACAUGCAGCUCUCCUAAUCUCCGAUCAUCACCAAAUUACGAUAUGUCCGCAGCGCCGUUUUUCAAGAAAGAUAAAAGAUCGCAGUUACGACGAGUGACUUUCGUCGCUAUAUAUACUCUUCAACGUGUAAGAAUGGCGCGAACUAUUUAAAACGCAUCCGCAGCACGUUAAAGGGGCACUAAAGAGAAAACAUUACGUUAGGAUGUAUUAGUAACUUACUCUUCUGCGAUAUCAAAGUGUCCAAUCGUACAUUGGUUUGGUGCAGCGCCAGAAAAGAGGCGAAACACGGGCGGCGACUUAAUUUCCUGCGUCAACUUACCGUGACGUCACAGAUCUUGGAAGCGUCUCCCCCGGUCCAGCGAAUUGUUUACCGAUAAAGAAGAGCUAUACAUUGAAUUCGAAAGAAGCCAAACACUAGACCUUGCAGAUUUCGAUAACUCUUCCGGCCAUCAAAACGUGCCAUAUGCGAGACGAUACUUCCGAAAUCCGUGACGUCACAGUGACGCACCUGCACUAGCGGUUUCGCCUCGAAAUUUAUAUAGUGGAAGAUUUAUUUUCAUCUCCUUCGGUGUGGCAUUCAACCCGUUCCAGCGAAAUGAAUCAAGAAUUUAGAAAAAAAAUAUUUCACCCGUGGUCAUAAACUUAAUUUAGGGUUGCUCUUAAUGGUCCUCCAACUCGAGAAACUAGACUACUGGUAUGCGACCAUAAAUAACAAAACUGUGUGCGUAUAUAUACAUUUCCUGCCCUUUGGCGCAAUGACCAAACGCUACCCAGUAUUCCUGUCCCAGAAAGACAUGCCACCAUGUUGCAUAAAUAACUGUGCCCUUUGUAACGGUGCCCGCCCGUCCAGCAUCACGUCUGACCGCCACGCACCUGUCAAGUGAUAAAGCUUCCUGGCGAGUGGCGCCAGGAAAAAAAAAAUACCGUCACUGUAAUGUAGGCUUUUCGAGACCCAAAGGGUCGCAUGCAGCUUCCUGAACCAAAGAACCGCUUGCUUGGCAAAUUAUGAAUGCAUAUACCACCGGCGCCCAAUGUUUCGCGCUUUGGCCAAAGAAACCACCGGAGCUUAUAUAACUGAAUGUAAUUUGUAGUUUGUGUGCGUGUGUGUCUGUUAUUGUGACUGUUAUGGUUGUGAGCGUGGAAUUUGCUUUCGCUGUAGCUUAGAGAACUUUCAUAUAGCGGGAAAGCAAAUGUGUACAAAGAUUAAUAGUUAGUAGGCCUACAGCCGCACCUUCCUGGUCAUGACCCAAUGUUUGCGCCCGUGUGAUUGUCAAUAAAAGAGUACAAAAUAUUU
Molecule: messenger RNA, 5884 nt
Organism: Dermacentor andersoni
Lineage: Eukaryota; Metazoa; Arthropoda; Arachnida; Ixodida; Ixodidae
Source: RefSeq, a predicted model, not a curated record